Salvelinus namaycush (lake trout) is the source of this 2702-nucleotide messenger RNA. RefSeq lists its product as uncharacterized. The coding region runs from base 308 to 1414 and encodes 368 amino acids. Lineage: Eukaryota; Metazoa; Chordata; Actinopteri; Salmoniformes; Salmonidae. Gene Ontology annotation, molecular function: cytokine activity. Gene Ontology annotation, biological process: positive regulation of gene expression; inflammatory response; cellular response to lipopolysaccharide. The transcript has 8 exons. The record is from RefSeq and is a predicted model, not a curated record.
GACUACCUACACACUACCAGUCGGAAGACUGCCUACACACUACCAGUAGGAAGACUGCUAACACUCACUAGCAGUGGGAAGACUGCCCACAUACUACCAGUGGGAAGACUGCUAACACUCACUAGCAGCGGGAAGACUGCCCACAUACUACCAGUGGGAAGACUGCCUACAUACUACCAGUGGGAAGACUGCUAACACUCACUAGCAGCGGGAAGACUGCCCACAUACUACCAGUGGGAAGACUGCCUACAUACUACCAGUGGGAAGACUGCCUACAUACUACCAGUGGGGAGACCUAGAGAAGGAUAUGGAUAUCAAAGAUUCACCUGUGAAGGGAGGUAUCUCUAUACUUCACACAGAGGAGGAUGGGAAACACCACUAUGAAGUGGAGAAGAUCCUCAAGUUCAAGAACGGAGGAGGAGCCUUCGCCAGGUGUGUGGUGUUGUUGUUCCUCAGAGAAGGAGACAAGCUCCUGACGAUCAAUGGAGUGGCCCUACAGGAUCUAUCCCCAGAGGCCUUCGCCAGGAUUCUGACGGAAGGAAACCCCAUGUUGACUGUCCACCAAGCCAGCAGGGCUCCUCCACCAGAGAGAUGCCCAGAGGGGGCUGAGGCCAGGGCUCUCCACCCGGUCUCCAAGGAGACCACCAUGCUCAGCUUCAGCCUGGAGAUGAGACGAGAGGACGACCUGGAUGACCUGGAGAGUGACUCCUAUCGCCCCAUGGAAGACCUCACAGAAGAGGAUGACAACAAAGCUGAUGAUGAGGUUGACGGUGUGUUCCUGGUUGCCAUGACGAACACCAGAAUCUCCGUGGUGAGGGGGCGUGGCUGCGGUGACGGGAGCUCUUGUCACAACUGUGGCAAGUCGGAUUGUAACUUCAACGAGGUUGUCAUGGUCGCAGAGUCCAGCAAAGUCACCUUGGUGUCACGAGGAAUGGGCAACUUGGAAAAAGUACAACAGUUGGACAACAUCUUUAUUGAAAACUAUUUAUACCACAUGUACCUUCGGCGUAAACUUACACGUAAGAUGUGGAGUAUUCCUAGUUUGUCAGCAACUCCAGAGAAGAUCACCAUCUAUCACUACAAGUCUGACUGUGUGGACGGAGAGUUUCGGGGGGUCCCUGUGGUCCUCAACUUCACCAGCUCUAACUGUUUCCUCAAGUGUGUUAAAGACGGAGAGAGAGUCUCUCUCUGUGUUGAGUCUUGUGACCAACACAGACUGAAAAGCAUCAGGAAGGAUGAUGAGGAGAUCCAGGCGUUUGUCUUCUACAUGAAGGCUGAAAUGAGCAAACAGCGGUUUGAGUCCGCCUACUGCCAGGGCUGGUUCAUCCACACUUCUACCGAGACUAAAGUAGUUUUGGGGAAACCCCAGGGGAUGACAGGGGACCAGUCAUUCUUCUUUGUCGUCCAUACAUGAUGGAGAGGGUUUGUUGUUUCUGCAUGUUAUGUUACUCUAGUUUCUCUAGUUUUUUUUAUAUACCAUCAUUUUAUACCAUCGUUGUUUUGAAGUGAUCUGUCCUAUAUCUACGAGAUGUAAGAGCGCUUAGGAAAUAUUUUAGUUUUUUUAGACACAUAUUUAACCCCUUAUUUUUGUUGGCACAAAACUACUUCGAUACUUCCAUUCAUUUGUAUGGGUUACCUUCAGACGAUUCUCAAAGACUCUUGUGUGGGUCGUAAAGCGAAACGGAGAACACCAUCGUGUUUGUGAGUCUCAUCUUUCCAUAGAGUUAGUAGGCCAAACCGUUCGGAUGCUACAGACGUUUUUGGUGAGAGAACUGAUUUUCAGGAUAUCUCAUGGUCUGACAAACACAGCUGGAGCUCGGCCACCUUCCUCCACAGAUGAGGAAGGGCGACAUCGGAGGAUGUGGUGGAUUGAGACUCAGCCCAGAGGCGGAUGUGGUGGAUUGAGACUCAUGCAAAUAUCUCUCGCUUAAACUGAUGGAUUUUGAUGGGGAUUUUUUUUAUUGCGUUCACUAGAUUGACACACAGAUGUGCAUCAAUAGACUCUUAAAUAUUUAAGAAUUUAAGAUGUGUUCAAUAUAAUUGCUACUAUAUGUAUUUUUAGUUUGCCACUAAUUGCAUAUUUUUCAAAUAACUUAAUCGCAGUCAGUAAAGGAAAUGAGACCAAGGACUUGUUAUUCCCUGUUGUUAAUGUUAUUCCCUGUUGUUAAUGUUAUUCCCUGUUGUUAAUGUUAUUCCCUGUUGUUAAUGUUAUUCCCUGUUGUUAAUGUUAUUCCCUGUUGUUAAUGUUAUUCCCUGUUGUUGUUGUUAUUCCCAUGUUGUUAUUCCCUGUUGUUAAUGUUAUUCCCUGAUGUUUUUGUUAUUCCCAUGUAAUGUUAUUCCAUGUUGUUAUUCCCUGAUGUUAAUGUUAUUCCCAUGUAAUGUUAUUCCAUGUUGUUAUUCCAUGUUAUGUUAUUGUUAUUCCAUGUUAUUGUUAAUCCAUGUUCAUGUUGAAUUUGAGUAGUGAAUAGUGUUACCUAUACUGUACAGGCUUUAAAAGCAGAUUUAGGUAGAUAUGCACAAGGACUAAAAGGAAUUGUUGAAUAAUAAUAAUAAUAAUGAUAGCUUUAACAUGUACGCGUCCUUUCAGGCUUGUGACAAACACAGACUGAAAAGCAUCAGGAAGGAUGAUGAGGAGAUCCAGGCGUUUGUCUUCUACAUGAAGGCUGAAAUGAGCAAACAGCGCCGGUUUGAGUCCGCCUACU